This is a messenger RNA of Ipomoea triloba (trilobed morning glory), 2568 nucleotides long. Its product is annotated as two-component response regulator-like APRR2. Gene Ontology annotation, biological process: phosphorelay signal transduction system; positive regulation of DNA-templated transcription. Gene Ontology annotation, molecular function: DNA-binding transcription factor activity; transcription cis-regulatory region binding. The coding region runs from base 434 to 2113 and encodes 559 amino acids. Lineage: Eukaryota; Viridiplantae; Streptophyta; Magnoliopsida; Solanales; Convolvulaceae. The record is from RefSeq and is a predicted model, not a curated record. Gene Ontology annotation, cellular component: nucleus. The transcript has 12 exons.
UGCCUUCUUGCAAGCUCUCCCUCCCCACCCGCCCAAAGGGGCCACUCUCCUUGUCUGUUUUUUCUGUCUCUCUUGGUCUCUCUGCACUCUCUCUCUCUCUCUCUCUCUUGUUCUCUGUUUGGGAAUCUGUUUCUCUGCAGCUAUACAUACAAACUAAGCAUUAAGCAACACCCCUUCCUAAGAACAUAGGGAAAGGUUCAAGAAAAAACAGUGGGCAAAAAUUAACACUUUCCCCCUCUUUGCUCAUCAUGCAUUUCUUCACCUAUUAACCCCUUCAUUCAUUUCCCUUGCCUUAAAAUUGUAAGUGGAAGUUAAAGUUGUGUGCUUUCUUCUUCUUCUUCUUCUUGCUGUUCUUUAUUGCAGUACUGAUUGGAUGUGAGAAGUGGCCAUUUUUCACUCUCAAUGGCUGCCUGAAAAGAAUGCCGGUUUAGCAAUGCUUUGCACUGCAAAUGAUUUAUUGGGUUGGAAGGAUUUUCCCAAGGGGCUUAGUGUUCUCCUCCUUGAUGAGGACAGCAAUUCUGCUGCUAAGAUGAGAACGAAACUCGAGGAAAUGGACUAUAUAGUUUCAACGUUCCAAAACGAGAACGAAGCUCUGUUAGCAAUCGCAAGCAAAUCGGUGGAAUUUCAUGUUGCUAUUGUGGAGGUUAAUACUAGCAACAGCAAUGAGGUAUUCAAAUUUCUGGAAACCGCUAAAGAUUUGCCCACAAUAUUGGUGUCAAAUGUCUACUGCCUUAACACCAUGAUGAAGUGCAUAGCGCUCGGUGCUGUUGAGUUUCUUCAGAAACCGCUAUCAGAUGACAAACUACGAAAUAUUUGGCAGCACGUUGUUCACAAGGCAUUCAAUGCAGGAGGAGGAAAGGAUGUCGAAUCGCUUAAACCUGUCAAAGAAUCUUUAGUUUCAAUGUUGCAGCUACGAUCAACGAAGAACGAAGCGAAUACAGCGAACUCCGACGAAACUGAGCAAUCAACCUCGGUGCAGGAAAACAACCGGGACACGUUAUCAUCAGUAUGUGAUAAAUACCCGGCUCCUUCGACUCCAACUCUGAAACAAUGUGUGAGGUCACUUGACGAUGGCGAAUGUCGGGAUCAAACUAACCUCUCAAUGGAACACGAUAGUGUGGAGCACGAUGGGGAAUCUAAAUCUGUCGAAACUACUUAUUGCAAUUCUGUUUCUGAAACUAUUCCCGUGAUUAAUCCACCUGUUAUCAAGCAGGAACGAGAAUCAAGCCCUGAACAGGCGGGGAAGAAUGGUAAUUCUGCUUGUUCAGAGAGUAAGGAUGCUCGUGCCAACGCCAACAGUAGUGAGUGCGGUGAUCCUAAAAAACCGUCUGGUGUCAAUAGUUCAACCGGGACAAAAGCUAAUAAAAAGAAAGUCAAGGUAGACUGGACACCGGAACUACACAAGAAAUUUGUACAAGCGGUGGAACAACUUGGUCUCGAUCAGGCCAUUCCUUCACGAAUUCUCGAAGUGAUGAAAGUUGAAGGUUUAACGAGGCACAAUAUAGCCAGCCAUCUUCAGAAGUACAGAAUGCACCGGAGACAAAUAUUACCAAAAGAAAACGAAUGGAAAUGGCCUUUAUCACGAGAUUCAACGCAAAGGAGUUGUUAUCCACGUAAACCUGUAGUGGCCUUCCCACAGUACCAUUCUGCUCCCACCGUCCCAGCUGGUCAUCAGUUCUAUUCUGCAUGGGCGCAUCCAGGCAGCUAUCCCGGUGCCCAUGUGUGGGGCUCGCCUUACCACUAUCCCGGAUGGCAGCCUACAGACGAUUGGAACUGGCAGUCCAACACGGGGGUUUAUGCUCAAGCAUGGGGCUGCCCCGUAAUGCCACCACAUCAGGGAUCAUAUCCAACAUAUCCUCAGAUAUUGCAGAACACCUCGGGGCAUCACAGGAGUGGCGGAGCACAAGAUAGAUACAGCAUGCUAGAAAACACAUACGAUAUUCAGCCAGCAGAAGAGUUGAUUGACAAAGUUGUGAAGGAGGCAAUAAACAAUCCAUGGCUGCCCCUUCCUUUGGGGCUAAAACCUCCCUCCACUGACAGUGUCCUCAAUGAGCUUUCUAAACAAGGCAUCUCCACCAUCCCUCCACGAACCAACGGCUCAGAUUUGCGCUGACAUGGCAACAAAUUAAACUCCUGUUCCAAAAAUGCAAAUUUGGGCAGCAUGCUCCAAACCCAGAAUCAAGAACUGGCCUGGAUGCAAAUCUGAUGAUCAGCGAGGAAGAUCCACCGUCCAUCCAUCCACAAUCCACCAUUCGCAAUUCUUGGUAAAAAGUUUGAGCCACUUACAUGGUCUUGGUUCAAUUUGUAGCUGUGAUGUAAAUAAACCAUCUUUUCGAGGCCCCUUUUAGCCCAAUUUUGAAACUAUUGCCAUUCCUUUGGUGUUUUCCUUUGGGAUCCAGCCAUGGAAAAUGUAAUAAUGCUUUGGUUGAUCGUCUUUGGGCAGAUUUGGGGAUAAUGGCAUUCAUCAAUAAAUAAAUACUACGUAAAUAAUUUCUGAUCUGAUCUCAAGCAAUGUUUUGAGUUUUAGCUUUGUGGAUUGAGAAACAUACAUUGGAAAACCUUAUUUUA